UGCCUCAUUGUUGUUGGAACUUUGGAAGCUAGAAGACAUGUCCAUUGCACUCAAGCAAGUUUUUAAUAAGGACAAGACAUUCCGUCCCAAACGGAAAUUUGAACCUGGGACCCAGAGGUUUGAGCUUCACAAACGAGCACAAGCCUCACUCAAUUCUGGAGUGGACCUGAAGGCAGCUGUGCAGCUGCCCACUGGAGAAGAUCUAAAUGAUUGGGUUGCUGUUCACGUAGUUGACUUUUUCAACAGGAUCAACCUGAUCUAUGGAACUAUCUGUGAGUUCUGCACAGAGAGAACUUGCCCCAUGAUGUCAGGUGGGCCUAAGUAUGAAUACCGAUGGCAGGAUGAUUUAAAGUACAAGAAACCUACAGCAUUACCGGCACCCCAUUAUAUGAAUCUUUUGAUGGACUGGAUUGAGGUGCAGAUCAACAAUGAGGACAUCUUUCCAACUAGUGUAGGUGUACCAUUUCCAAAAAACUUCCUCCAGAUCUGCAAAAAGAUCCUGUGCAGGCUAUUUCGGGUGUUUGUACACGUUUACAUUCAUCACUUUGACCGCAUCAUUAUCAUGGGGGCUGAGGCCCACGUCAAUACCUGUUACAAGCACUUUUAUUAUUUUGUCACAGAGCUCAACCUCAUAGACCGUAAGGAACUAGAACCUUUGAAAGAGAUGACAGCCCGAAUGUGUCACUGAAGAACCGUGCUGCAUGGAGGGGGG
Molecule: messenger RNA, 712 nt
Organism: Python bivittatus (Burmese python)
Lineage: Eukaryota; Metazoa; Chordata; Lepidosauria; Squamata; Pythonidae
Source: RefSeq, a predicted model, not a curated record